Messenger RNA from Glycine soja, 1459 nucleotides. RefSeq names its product calmodulin-like protein 11. The record is from RefSeq and is a predicted model, not a curated record. Gene Ontology annotation, molecular function: enzyme regulator activity; calcium ion binding. NCBI's taxonomy places the organism in Eukaryota, Viridiplantae, Streptophyta, Magnoliopsida, Fabales, Fabaceae. The coding region runs from base 652 to 1104 and encodes 150 amino acids. The transcript is spliced from 4 exons.
ACCUCUGUAGGAAAAAUCAAACUCACAUACUUACCGGAUGAGUCUGUUUCUUACCGAGGACAACCUUUAUUAGUGUCUGAGUCAGUCUUCUGGUGCAAGCAAAGCAACCAGCUAGCGUGGUCUUUGGGUGGGUGGUGUGUGGAAAUUGGAUAUUGAUGAGAACGCAGACUCUACACACCUCCCCAUACUCCAUACUCCAUACCCUUUUCAAGUUUGAAUUAAUCCCUUCUUGUUUUGUCCCCUAAACACCAAACCCUUCCAGCUGUCAAGAUUUUCUCCGUAUUAUACUAAUCAAAUUAAAUAUCAUCAUACAUUAAAAAAUCAUUCAGCGCAUUUAAACCAUCGUGCCCCACCCCAUUUGUACUAUACUACUAUGUAACAAUUACAAUUACAAUGUGAUUCUUUUUUACACAAUAAAGCCACGAGUAUGGCAACAAAAUGCAAGUCAUAUAGUACUUAAUUUGACUCGGUAAAUUAAAAUUUUAAAAGAAAUCUUGCAAGACUAGCUAGCUAGCAUCACCUAAGUUCUACAUAUAGCCCAGCUAAGAUUGAGCUAUACUCAACUCAACACAUCAUUCUCUCUUUCCCUCUCUAUCUCUAUCUCUCUUUCUCUGUCUCUUUUCUGGUUGAAGUUUGAAAGACAAAUACACCAUGGCAGAUAUCCUGAGUGAAGAACAGAUUGUUGAUUUUAAAGAGGCCUUUGGCUUGUUUGACAAAGAUGGAGAUGGUUGCAUUACUGUGGAAGAACUUGCCACUGUCAUUCGGUCAUUGGAUCAGAACCCCACUGAAGAAGAGCUCCAAGAUAUGAUAAGCGAAGUCGAUGCAGAUGGCAAUGGAACCAUUGAAUUUGACGAGUUCUUGAGCUUGAUGGCCAAGAAAGUCAAAGACACUGAUGCAGAGGAGGAGCUCAAAGAAGCUUUCAAGGUUUUUGACAAAGAUCAAAAUGGCUACAUAUCAGCUAGUGAGUUGAGACACGUAAUGAUCAAUCUAGGGGAAAAACUAACCGAUGAAGAGGUGGAGCAGAUGAUUAAAGAAGCAGAUUUGGACGGUGAUGGCCAAGUUAACUAUGAGGAAUUCGUCAAGAUGAUGAUGACCGUUCGAUGAAACACUCUCACCUAAUUAAUUGGAUUGGACACAGAUUUGUUAUUCAAAAUUCAUUGGCUUCCAACCUCCCAAGAAAUAAGUGUUCUUUCUUUAUUAUUGUUUGUUGUAUUGUACUAUUAUUCUACUUGUACUUAGUAAUGACCAAGCAGUAGAUUGGCACCCCCAUUCCAUUUGAUCCAUUCCAAAAUUAAAUUACUAUUCUUGUAAUUUUAGUUCAGUACAUUUUCUAUCCUCCGAGAGUAAGAAACCCAAGGAGCAUAUCUACCAUUAAUUAUGCAUGACUUUUACCAAGUGCCAUAGUUCUCAUACUUUAAUCAAAUGGUGGCUGGUGGGUGUGUUCCAUGGAUUAAGAAAA